GAAAGAAAGAGUCCUUUGAGGCGCGAAUCUCCAUGAUGGCGUUGGCUCGAAUGAUCACAGAAGGUUCAAGCAUCUUUCUUUGAGACAAGUUUCCAUCAAACGACCAAUCUCCCAAUCGCCACCUGUCAAGCAUAAAGGAAACUGCCCGCAAGUCAAUACUGUAUCGACAGAAUAUUUCAACCCCGAAUUUGAAAUCUUAAAUUUAACGGCAAACAUGCCUCCCAACCCGAGAAUCGACAACAACACACUUGUUUGGAAUGCUGUUUCCAAGCAACUUGAUAUUGCAGAAGGAUUCAAAGUAAUCUGGAAUAGGCUUGACCACGAUCGCUUGAUUGCAGAUAUGGGUGUUGCAAACAAGAAUGCAGCCCAUCAUAGAUUCAGGAGAUGGAUAUCCUCUAUGGCUGAGCAAAGCGGCCAAAUGAACCCAGGUAAUGAGGAUAUGGGGGACGCUGCGAACAACGAUGAACCGCCCGUGAUGGCUGGGAAGAAGAGCGUGAAACAUCCAACAAAAAACAAAAUUGCAGGAAAGAAAGGGGCUGCUGAAACAAAAAUUGCGAAAGUCUCGUUAGACACCAACGAGGAUGAUAGAAAGAAGAUUAUUAAGGUCGAGAACUAGAGGUUCAAGAAUAAAGAAUAGGAAGCUGACAGGACUCGAUCAUGAUGAAUACUACA
Messenger RNA from Botrytis cinerea B05.10, 672 nucleotides. RefSeq lists its product as hypothetical. The transcript has 3 exons. The coding region runs from base 215 to 616 and encodes 133 amino acids. Lineage: Eukaryota; Fungi; Ascomycota; Leotiomycetes; Helotiales; Sclerotiniaceae. The record is from RefSeq and is a predicted model, not a curated record.